AAUCCAUUCUUCACACACGAUAUAUAAGCUGCCGCUUCUCGGUCAGUGACCAGUUUGAGAGAAUCCUCGGUGAUAUCAGUACGUGGGCUUUCUUUCACUGGCAGGUACAGUAUUUCAACGCCUAAACCGCUUCAUCGGGACAGCUACCAAAUCGAACUCCAAGAUGCAUCUUACGUGCACGGUGGUGAAGGUGGUGAUGGUGGUCGGGAUGUUGAUGGUGAUGACACCAAACUCUGACGCAUUGAGUGGAAAAACACCUCCCGGUCCGGGGCUGUUGGGGAGCUUUACGCAAUUGAAAAGGGUAGUAAGCGAUUUCUUUAGAUCGAGAUCGGCGGCUGAGAUGAUCAGCGAAAAGGAAGGCGGACUCUACCAGUUAAACCUCGGUUUAUCAAAGAUCUGCUUCAUCAACUCCAGGGGAUUCAGGGAUGAAGCGUUUUUGGAGAAGUAUCACCUCUUCUCCGAUCGUGGGGUCGAGUCAAACAAGAAGCAGCUACCAGAAGAGCUCAUGCAGUGGCGAGGUACUAUACGAGACAACGGCGCUGCUUCGGACGAGGCACGAGCCUUUGUCAACAGUACCCUCAAGGAAACGUCGUACCUGAGAACCACCGUCGAAACUCAAAUCGAAGAAGCCAUCGCCUUCUUCGACGAUGAAUUGACGGGGGCAAUUCCCAGCGAUUUAGUCGUCCCUAAAAUGAUCUUCAGGGAGCACGUACUGGACGUGAUGACCCGUAUAGCGUUCGAUACAGCCGGUCAUAGAAAUACAAUCAGCGGCCAGUGGCAGUUCCAGAAAUUCUUUGAGGACGUCGAUGCUCUCAGUAACAGUGUCUUGUUUCAGCCAGGGUUUAUAUCUACUGUCCUGCCAAACACUAAAGUAGAUGACUACGAAACCAACCUGGUAGGUGUGGCCAAAUACCUCAAAGAACGAGCGGAAGAGGCCAUCUACACGAACCGUGAAACCAGCCUCGUGCAACGUUACAGCGAUUUCUUUUUGAAGCGUGAGUCGUCCAUUGCCCAACCAGAGGACGGAUGGCGACUUAUGUAUGACUUCUUUACGGCCGGUGUCAACACCGUACCCGAGGUCAUAACAUGGGACAUCUACUACCUGGCAAGUGACCUGGACCUCCAAGACAAGAUUCGCCAGGAGAUGAAGAACUUUGGCACCGACGUUACGUACGACGAUCGCACGAGUCUUCCACGGACGAUGUCCUUCCUGACCGAGGUCCAUCGCCUUCGCCCAGUUGCUACCUUGGGAAUACCCCAUGCAGCGUCCGCAGACGGCACGAUCGGUGGUUAUGCCAUCGACAAGGAAACUCUCAUCAUUCCAAACCACUGGGCCAUGCACAACGACCCUUCCGAUUGGCAAUCUGAUCCACAGGUCUUUGACGCUACGAGAUUCUUGAAACUCAACGGCAAUGACCUGACCUUUGACUCGGACAAAGCCCGUAUCGUCACCCCAUUUUCUGUCGGUCCAAGAUCCUGUCCCGGCCAGGAAGUUGCCCGCAGGACCAUCUUUCUGACUAUUGCCAACCUGGUCCAGAAAUACACCGUCCGUUUCCCGGAGGGGCCUGUCGUUGAUGUGUCUAACGUGAAGGGUUCCUUCACCAUGUACGCACCUAAGUUCGAAGUCCUUCUCGAGCCUCGUUCUAGACCGCCCCCACAAAGGAAUUAAAACGAAUAAUCCUCUUAAUUGAGGUCUUUGGUUAUUCUGGUAGUGUAAGGCCUAAAUAAUUUACAGAGAACUGUUUCUUCUUCAUUAAUACUUGGCGAAUGUUUCUCACAGAAAUUGAACAUAUUAUCUAGCCUAGAUAAUUAUGCAAAAUUAGGUAAAAACUUGAUGAGGAAAUCGUAUUUAAACAAUAAUAUUAGUACCUAUCGUAAUGACAUUUACAAAUGUAGUUUUAUCGUAAUACGACAAUAAUAGAAGUACCAUAAUAAUUGUAUGUAUAUAAUACUAUGUCCAUAAUGUAACAUUAACGCAGUAACAUAAUAUGACGAUAAUUAAAGUAUCAAAAGACAGUAGUAUAUGCAAUAAAAGCAGUACCGUAAUCAUGGUACAUGCGUAUCAGGACAAUUACCUCCCUGGACAAUCACCCCCAUGCAGGUAAAUCAUCCCCGGAAAUUCCCCCCCCCCCCGGAAAAUCACACGAAGGACAACCAAGGCUAUAGGACAAUUAUUCCCCGGGAAAAUUACGUCCCAAGGACAAUUACCCCCACCCCAAUUCUGAAAAUUCCCCCCUUGGACAAUCACACCAUUGGACAAUAACCCCCGGAGGACAAUUACCCCCC
This is a messenger RNA of Strongylocentrotus purpuratus (purple sea urchin), 2286 nucleotides long. RefSeq names its product cytochrome P450 2J2. Bases 164 to 1669 code for a protein of 501 amino acids. Lineage: Eukaryota; Metazoa; Echinodermata; Echinoidea; Camarodonta; Strongylocentrotidae. The transcript is spliced from 7 exons. The record is from RefSeq and is a predicted model, not a curated record. Gene Ontology annotation, molecular function: monooxygenase activity; heme binding; iron ion binding.